Hippocampus comes (tiger tail seahorse) is the source of this 6751-nucleotide messenger RNA. Its product is annotated as phosphatidylinositol 4,5-bisphosphate 3-kinase catalytic subunit alpha isoform. Gene Ontology annotation, cellular component: cytoplasm; plasma membrane; phosphatidylinositol 3-kinase complex, class IB. Gene Ontology annotation, molecular function: 1-phosphatidylinositol-4-phosphate 3-kinase activity; 1-phosphatidylinositol-3-kinase activity. Bases 955 to 4161 code for a protein of 1068 amino acids. Gene Ontology annotation, biological process: phosphatidylinositol-mediated signaling; phosphatidylinositol-3-phosphate biosynthetic process; cell migration. The record is from RefSeq and is a predicted model, not a curated record. Lineage: Eukaryota; Metazoa; Chordata; Actinopteri; Syngnathiformes; Syngnathidae. The transcript has 20 exons.
GAUGCUUUUACAAGGCAGGUCUUAAAUACACUGUAUUCCAACAAGUGUUGCCGUUACGUGUCUUCUUGUUGGUGCACAAUGUCCUAAAACUUCUAUAAUGCAUCAACUUCUCAUUGGAACACUGUUGUUGUUCGUGUAAGAUUGGACAUAAUAACCUGGCGAUGAAGCAUCACUUUGCAUUGCUGCUUUUUUUGUGGUUCUAUUCCAUGAUCCUGCUGCCGUUGGUACAAGUAUAUUAAUUCAGCAAGAAUCGACCGGGCUGGCGAUAGCUAGUGACAUCAGGCUAACCCCAAUCAGUGCCCUUUAUCCAGUUGAACGUGUUUUUUUUUUUUUUCCCUUGCGUCAUAACAACAUCCCCUUUUCUGCCGGAUUUUUUCAGUACAAAAAGUAUUACGUCCCAACGGCAGCCAUAAUUUAGAAAUGUGUACUGGUCCAGCGUCUGAAGGUGGAUAAUGGCCUAUCUGUGGCGUAGUGGCCGUCUGAUCAAUGUUAAUGUUAAACGCUGCGGUUCUGUUCCCACGCAAAGUACGCGAUCAAGACUGACCACUUCUGACAGCCAGUCAGUGGUCGAUACACACACAACUAUACUAAUGAAAUGCUUGUCAUCGCAUCAAUCACACAGAAUUAAGUAUUCCCUUUCCUUGUUAUCAGCUCCAUCUGUAAACCUCCCUUGCCUUACUGUACUGUAUUAAGCAUGUGUACAGAAUGUUAACAAAGAAAAUCUUCGGGGAAAUACAAAUGCUCGAGUAACGUAGCUUUGGCUUAUUUGUUUCUAAGGGAAAGUAAGUCCAUCAGUUUUGAAAUCAAAAAUUGAACUUUUAGCCUGGCAUUAUUGUUCUUGGGCAUGUUGUACAUUUGUAACUCUUGUUUUCCUUCUACCCGUUUAGCUGGUUCACAUCUAUCCUCUAAAAAAAAAAACAACAACAAAAACCAGGUGGAUUAACCGGAAGAACCAUGCCACCCCGGCCAUCCUCGGGAGAACUAUGGGGGAUGCACUUGAUGCCACCCAGCAUCAAAGUGGACUGCCUCCUGCCGAAUGGCAUGAUCCUCACGUUGGAGUGCCUCCGUGAGGCCACGCUAAUCACAGUGAAGCACGAGCUUUUCAAAGAAGCCCGGAAAUAUCCUCUCUACCAUCUACUGCAGGAGGAGAGCUCCUACAUCUUUGUCAGUGUCACCCAAGAGGCAGAACGAGAGGAGUUUUACGAUGAAACCAGGAGGCUAUGCGACCUUAGACUCUUCCAGGCCUUUCUCAAAGUCAUCGAGCCUGUCGGCAACAGAGAAGAAAAGAUUCUCAAUCGAGAAAUAGGUUUCGCUAUUGGGAUGCCCAUAUGUGAGUUUGAUUUGGUUAAAGAUCCGGAAGUGCAGGACUUCAGAAGGAACAUUUUAAAUGUUUGCAAAGAGGCAGUGGACCUUCGAGAUUGUAAUGGACCCCACAGUAGAGCUUUGUAUGUCUAUCCCCCGAACGUGGAAUCCUCAGCAGAAUUGCCCAGGCACAUCUAUAACAAACUAGAUAAAGGUCAAAUAAUUGUGGUAAUCUGGGUUAUUGUGUCACCCAGCAAUGAUAAGCAGAAGUACACUUUGAAGAUCAACCAUGACUGCGUGCCGGAGCAGGUUAUCGCCGAGGCCAUUCGCAAGAAGACGCGCAGCAUGCUGCUCUCCCAGGAGCAGUUAAAGAUGUGUGUGCAGGAGUAUCAAGGGAAGUACAUCCUCAAAGUCUGCGGUUGCGAUGAGUACUUACUGGAGAAAUACCCUCUGAGUCAGUACAAGUACGUGCGCAGCUGCAUCAUGUUGGGGCGAAUGCCCAACUUGAUGCUGAUGGCAAAAGACAGUCUGUAUUCCCAACUGCCCAUGGACAAUUUCACCAUGCCGUCAUACGCCAGACGAAUAUCCACAGCAACUCCUUACAUGAAUGGGGAAACAUCCACAAAGUCUCUCUGGACUAUCAACGGCGCACUCAGGAUUCGGGUGCUCUGUGCCACUUAUGUCAAUGUCAAUAUCAGAGACAUAGACAAGAUCUACGUCAGGACUGGGAUAUACCACGGUGGAGAGCAGCUGUGCGACAAUGUCAACACCCAGCGCGUGCCCUGUUCAAAUCCCCGGUGGAAUGAGUGGCUGAACUACGACAUGUACAUUCCAGACAUCCCGCGGGCUGCCCGCCUAUGCCUCUCCAUCUGUUCUGUUAAAGGCAGGAAGGGAGCAAAAGAGGAGCACUGUCCUCUGGCUUGGGGCAACAUCAACCUGUUUGACUACACCCACACACUCGUAGCAGGAAAGAUGGCGCUCAACCUCUGGCCCGUCCCACACGGCCUGGAAGAUCUGCUCAACCCCAUCGGUGUCUCGGGCUCAAACCCCAACAAGGAAACCCCUUGUCUGGAGUUGGAGUUUGACCAUUUUAGUUCUCCAGUAAAGUUCCCUGAUAUGACCAUCAUUGAGGAUCACGCCAACUGGAAUAUAUCUCGAGAGCUUGGCUUUAAUUACUGCCCCACAGGUUUGAGUAACAGAGUGGCCCGAGACAACUCCUUCACAGACAUCGACAAUGAGCAGCUUCGCCAAGUUUGUAACCGGGACCCGUUGUCUGAGAUCACUGAGCAGGAGAAAGACUUUUUAUGGAGGCAUAGACAUUAUUGUGUCAACAUGCCCGACAUCCUUCCCAAGAUUCUCCUUGCUGUGAAAUGGAACUCCAGAGAUGAGGUUGCACAAAUGUAUUGCCUUCUGAAGGAUUGGCCUGCGAUCAAGCCGGAACAAGCCAUGGAGUUGCUGGAUUGCAACUUUCCCGAUCCCAUGAUCCGAGAUUUUGCUGUCAAGUGCCUUGAGAAAUAUUUAACUGAUGACAAACUGUCACAGUACCUCAUUCAAUUGGUUCAGGUUCUAAAGUAUGAGCAGUACCUCGAUAAUCCACUCGGCCGUUUCCUGUUGAAAAAGGCUUUAACCAAUCAGAGGAUAGGACAUUUUUUCUUCUGGCAUUUGAAAUCAGAAAUGCACAAUAAGACAGUUAGCCAGAGGUUUGGACUCCUGCUGGAGUCGUACUGCCGGGCCUGCGGCAUGUACCUGAAGCACCUGAGCCGGCAGGUGGAGGCCAUGGAGAAACUCAUCAAUCUCACUGACCUCCUCAAACAGGAGAAAAAGGAUGAGGCGCAGAAGGUUCAAAUGAAGUUUCUGGUGGAGCAAAUGAGGAGGCCAGACUACAUGGAUGCACUGCAGAGCUUCACCUCCCCGCUCAACCCAGCACAUCAGCUGGGAAACCUCCGUCUGGAAGAAUGUCGGAUGAUGUCAUCUGCCAAGCGACCGCUGUGGCUUAAUUGGGAAAACCCAGAUAUGAUGUCAGAGCUCCUUUUUCAGAACAAUGAAAUCAUCUUCAAAAAUGGAGAUGAUCUGAGGCAGGAUAUGCUGACGCUGCAGAUCAUUAGGAUAAUGGAGAACAUCUGGCAGAACCAAGGCCUUGAUCUCAGGAUGCUCCCUUACGGUUGUCUGUCCAUUGGUGAUUGCGUUGGGUUGAUCGAGGUGGUGAGGAAUUCUCACACCAUCAUGCAGAUCCAGUGCAAAGGAGGCCUAAAGGGGGCGCUGCAGUUCAACAGCCACACUCUGCACCAGUGGCUCAAGGAUAAAAACAAGGGCGAGAUGUAUGACCAAGCCGUAGAUUUGUUCACACGAUCAUGCGCAGGCUAUUGUGUCGCCACAUUUAUCCUGGGGAUAGGGGAUAGACACAAUAGCAACAUCAUGGUUAAAGAUGAUGGACAGCUGUUCCACAUCGAUUUUGGCCAUUUCCUUGACCACAAAAAGAAGAAGUUUGGAUACAAGCGAGAGCGUGUGCCCUUUGUUCUGACGCAAGACUUCUUGAUCGUCAUAAGCAAAGGAACGCAGGAGUGCACCAAAACAAGAGAGUUUGAAAGGUUUCAGGAGAUGUGCUACAAGGCCUACCUGGCAAUCCGGCAGCACGCCAACCUCUUCAUCAACCUGUUUUCCAUGAUGCUGGGCUCAGGGAUGCCCGAGUUACAGUCAUUUGACGAUAUCGCUUACAUCCGGAAGACCUUGGCCCUGGACAAAACUGAGCAGGAGGCCCUCGACUAUUUCAUGAAGCAGAUGAACGACGCUCACCAUGGCGGCUGGACUACGAAAAUGGACUGGAUCUUCCACACCAUCCGCCAGCACGCCAUGAACUGAAGCGGCAAGCGAAAUAGUUGAGCGAACAGAAACAUUGACCAGAACGAGCUGCGCACUGAGAAUGCAAAAUGCAGUAGCGGCCAUGAAUUGCCACACUAAGACCUGGUUUCGUUUGCCAGCAUGUGACUCUGAACCAUUACCUGCCAGCGCAGUAUGAACAGGGGUGCUAAGAAGAGCCUUUAUCAGGGACACUAAAUGUUUUUUACACCCUUAGGAAUUUAUUUGUGGCUGCACUACAUGAACUUCUGAAGGCAUGGUGGAGUUGUAUUUCAUCAGUUUCCUCCAUAGGAACGAAAACAGUCUCAUGGACCUCGGGCACAUUCGGCCGUCUUCAUAAGAGCUAACGAGAUACACUUUUUUUGGGGGGGGGGGACAGACUUUGCCAAUGCAUUACGAGGAACAUCACUAUGAAGUUGUACAUCUUGAGCACAGCAGGCUUUUUUUUUUUUAAAAAUAAUAAUAGUAAUAAUAACAAUAAUCCUGGACAGCUGACAGGGGUCAUACUACAAAAUUUCCACUACCUAAUUUAAAACUAUGAACCAUUAAAAAAGAGGGGAUGAUAUUUGUUCAUAUGGAAGAAAGAAAAGGACACUGAGAAGCCGAUUGAGAUGACUCAUCACAAUCCUGAAAAAAGGAAGUAACGGUAUUCAGAGUACAAAUGGAAAAGCCGUGAGAGCAUUUAUUCGAUUCGGUACGGUCUUUGUCCUCACAAGUAUGACAAUUCAGCCAACUAGAAGAACAACUGGCUCAGUAGUAAUGUUUUUUUUUCCCACUGUUUCCUUUCACAACAGUAUAUUUCUGCACUCUAGCAGGACUACUUUGGUAUACUUGUAGGACAACUAGAUGACGCCAAUGAAGCAAACUCUGCACUAGUUGACACACACCGCCUUCCACAACAAUUCUGCACACUAGUAGGACAACGGCAUGUUACUAGUGGACAUAUUGAGACUACGAGUAGGGUCCAGGAGGAAGUUGGGCUUUGUACUGUUUCUAGUCCAGCACGGUAGGGUCCCUUGUAAAAUUGUUGGUUAAAAAAAAAAUUGCACUAGUUGUAGAGUUUUCUCCCCCUCUAAUAGAAAGACAUUUUGUUCUACUAGUGUGCUGAAUUGUCAAGUGAGGUCAAAAAGUAUACUAGUACAUGACCAUCAAACUGGGAAUCAAGAAGAUCAAAUAAAUUCUCAAACUGCUUUCCAUAAGUAUGAGACUGACUGAGAUAUUUGAAUAAUAGCAUUUAUUACCUGGACUUACCCGCCUUUGCUAAUUUGCUAACUUGUAGCAUACGGAUAUGUCCACCAUGUUUGAAGUCAUUACACCGUACUCUGUUGUUGUUGUUGUUUUUUUUUUUUUUUUUUGUUCAGCAGUAUAGUCCCAUUUCUGAGCCAAAGUGCGACAUGUGUUCACCCCUCUACUCGACAGUCUUAUUGUUUAUUUAAAAAAAAAAAAGAAGGCCCCCCCCCUCUCAUCUGGUCCAAUUGUCAUGUACUCAUCGCACUGAUUUCUGCAGUAUGUGUUUUGCGCGUGUCAUUUUAUCAGUAUUAUUGGGUCGGAGGGAAAAUGCGCAGAUUUGAACUCACCUCUUUGGCCACUUGGUAUAAAUUGGCCUGGCUUAAAAAGCAAAAAAGGGGAGAAAAAAGUGGUGUUCUUUUUAGUUGUUGUUGUAAUAUGCUGUUACACUAUGCAAAUUGUGAUCCUAAUAAGUACUGUAUUAUGCAAAAAUGACAAAAAAAAACAGUUGAUGUCACGAAAAAAGAAAGCAACUCCCCAACUGAAAAGUGUGCAAACUUUAUAAACCCAUUACACACGUGGAAGAAAAUAAUGCACAAAGCCGCACUGUAAGGAGACAAAAACUUGUUUUCCUGCCUUUUUAACCUUACUUAACAUCAGUCAGUUAUGCUCUUGUCUCCUUGCCGGCGCUUGUUGUCCUUUUUAACUUUCCAAGUGUCCUCCUUCCUAUGAUUGUCAUCUUAUACAGAAGAGGUACCUAGCUUUACCAAACGAUGCAUUUAUACACAUGCACUCACACACAGUAGUUUCCUGUUUUUUGUUUUUAUAAAUAGAGGAAGCCAGUCCUGGUCAAAUGCUUGGGCUGGACCCAUACGAACUGAGACCCCAUUCGCAUUUACUUUGUGGAGAAACAAUUCACAUUCUCCUAUGCUUUGUACGUUUUCUCCCUUUUUUUUUUUUUUGGUCACAUUGCUUUAUGUAUGAGGUCUGCGAGUAUUUUUUUAUUUUUUUUUUUGACCUGAUGCUGUUUACUUGAAUUUCAUGUAUAGAAAUGACCUUGUUACUUGUGAGGUACAACUAAGUCACAAUGAAGGUAACAGAACUGCUACUGCUACAUGUGCAAAUGUUUUUGUUUUUUUCCCUUGAAUAACUACAGAGGUAAUAUAUUUUUGUAUUUGAAAAAAUAUAUAUAAUCAAAGUCGUAUAUUAAAUUGCUAACCAAAAAGAAAAAAAAUGUCUAUCAUCUAACCCAGUAGACAGCUUGUAGUUGUGAAAUGAAAGACAAAAGUUGAGUGGAUGAAUGCACGGGUUGAUGAUGGCGUUCAUAAAGAGCACAAUGAGGAGGGGAAAAAAUACCCUGCAUGUU